This is a messenger RNA of Brachypodium distachyon (stiff brome), 671 nucleotides long. RefSeq lists its product as uncharacterized. The transcript is spliced from 3 exons. Lineage: Eukaryota; Viridiplantae; Streptophyta; Magnoliopsida; Poales; Poaceae. The record is from RefSeq and is a predicted model, not a curated record. The coding region runs from base 96 to 365 and encodes 89 amino acids.
GCCCGCUAACAACCUAUACUAGCCUAGCCCACAAACCCCAUUCCUAGCGCCUCACAAUUUUCCAUCUUCACCCCCAGCAAAACGAAACGACAACAAUGGCGGCGUCUUUCUGCCGCUCCGCCGCCGCCGCGGCCAGGUCGGCGGCGCUCCGGUCGAGGCCCCGGGUCGCGACCCCGUUCCCGGCGACGAGGUCCCCCGUAGCUCCUCUUCCCCUCCGCAGGUCCGCGGUGACGGCGCUGGCGGGCGCGGUAGAGUCGCUGAUGCCGCUGCACAGCGCGGUGGCCAGCGCGCGGCUGCGGUCCUGCAUCGCCGCCGACUCCUCCUGCUGGAGCUGCCUCUCCCGAGGUUUGAUCAAGCGCAUCUGAUACACGGCUAGGAGCAUAAUGUGAAAGAGCAUGGAUCGCGUGCUCGUGUGUCAUGUUUCCAUGUCUGAUUUCUGCUCGAAAGAAUAGGGCACGGCAGUGUGCAUUAAUGAUUUUUUGUUGGAAAAGUUGCAGAACUAAUCUGUUGCUGCCUCUAGCGAAACUAUUGUUUUAAUUUCAGUGUAAUCGCUCUAUGCAUAUGCAGUUACACAGUUAUCUCAGUUUCUCAUUGCAAUGCUUGUUUCUUGGACACCUUGAAUUGUAGCACCGGGUGAUAUAUUGAUAUUAUGUUGUUUCACCGUUUUUCCA